Bombyx mori (domestic silkworm) is the source of this 845-nucleotide messenger RNA. Its product is annotated as phospholipase A2-like. The transcript is spliced from 5 exons. The record is from RefSeq and is a predicted model, not a curated record. Lineage: Eukaryota; Metazoa; Arthropoda; Insecta; Lepidoptera; Bombycidae. Gene Ontology annotation, biological process: arachidonate secretion; phospholipid metabolic process. The coding region runs from base 1 to 612 and encodes 203 amino acids.
AUGAAGGCUGUCUCUGCUCUCAGGAAACGGUCGGAGCAGAAUGUUCAAAAUGCUUUUUCCUGUGUUUUCAUUAUAAUAAUCGUUUUGUAUAUUAACGGAGUGACGGGCAGCUGGUUUACUGACGACUCUGCGGUUAAUACCGAUGAAGAUGUACUAGAUAUUCAAAAUGAAACAAUAGCAAGGAAGAAGUUCGACUUCAUCUUCCCUGGUACAAAAUGGUGCGGUAAAGGGGACAUAGCGAAGAACUACGAUGACCUGGGCUCAGCGCGCGAGACUGACAUGUGCUGUCGGGAGCACGACCACUGCACUGACCUUAUACUCGCCGGGGAGACCAAGCACGGCCUCACCAACGACGCCUUCUACACCAGGUUGAACUGUAAAUGUGACGAGGCAUUCCGGCUGUGUCUGAACAAAGCUAACACGAAGACGUCGCGCAGAAUCGGCAAGAUAUACUUCAACGCGCUCGGCACCAAGUGCUACAGACGAGACUACCCUGUCGUAGGCUGCAACACUUACGGAGGAUUGUUCAGAAAGAAAUGUUUGGAGUACGAUUACGACACGAGGAGCGAACAGAUCUACCAGUGGUUCGACGUCAGGAACUACGCCAACUGAUGACCUGGACAUACUGAACACCUUCCCGGAUGCAGCCCAUAGUUAAUAUAACAUUAAUGUGAUACCAUUGUUCCUAUAGUCUGUAAUUUAUUUAAGAGUUAUAGUAUUACGUAAAAUACGGGUUAUAGAUUAUUAUUUUUUAGUGUGGUUUAAUCAUAAUUACUAAUUACACAAUUAAUAUCUAAUGUACAUUUAUAACUGAAGUGACAUCAAAAUAAAUAUGUAGAAAUAAA